AUGGCCAUGCACAGAGCGAGCAGCCGCAUGGGAGGGAGGACGAGGGAGGACUUUCCGCUCUUAUCCCGUCUCCUACCGGGGCUGCCACCUCCUGUACGGUGCCUCAGACCCCGGCCGCUUAUGGAGCCUUUCAUUUUACAGUGCGUUCCACAGAUCCGCUGCGGCAGUGCAUGUGCGCGCCAGCCAAGUGAACCAAAACCGCCUCGUCGCAUUUCUGUCCAGCCGCGAUGUGCGCUGUCUGCCGGUUUGGCACGGAUAAAAGAGCUCUUAUGUUGCCGUAUCGAUGGUUUAAGCCUGGAUAAGCACAAGGUUGGACCCUGGCUUUAUGUAACGGAGUGGGGGGGAUGGCGGACGCACAACCCCCUGGAGAUGCACACGCUCAAAACACUCCAAUUUAACCGUUCUUUAUGA
This is a messenger RNA of Knipowitschia caucasica, 411 nucleotides long. Lineage: Eukaryota; Metazoa; Chordata; Actinopteri; Gobiiformes; Gobiidae. The record is from the annotation of a GenBank genome assembly.